Molecule: messenger RNA, 7810 nt
Organism: Ostrinia furnacalis (Asian corn borer)
Lineage: Eukaryota; Metazoa; Arthropoda; Insecta; Lepidoptera; Crambidae
Gene: CycT
Product: Cyclin T
Exons: 9
Coding region: 47-2380 (777 amino acids)
Biological process (GO): regulation of transcription by RNA polymerase II
Molecular function (GO): cyclin-dependent protein serine/threonine kinase regulator activity
Source: RefSeq, a predicted model, not a curated record
CUCUCCGUCGUGCUUUUCCCCGCGCAGUCAUUGCAACAUCCGUUCAAUGGCUGGUGGACAAGAAAAAUGGUAUUUUACAAAAGAUCAGCUACAGAAUUCACCAAGCAGAAAAUGCGGUUUAGAUGCAGAUAAGGAACUUGCCUACCGGCAGCAGGCCGCAAACCUCAUCCAGGAUAUGGGCCAGAGGCUUCAAGUGUCUCAACUAUGCAUCAACACUGCCAUUGUUUACAUGCACCGGUUCUAUGCGUUUCACUCGUUCACACAGUUCCACAGGAAUGCCAUUGCUGCUGCAGCCCUGUUCCUCGCCGCCAAGGUCGAAGAACAGCCAAGGAAACUAGAAUACGUAAUAAAGGUGGCCCACGUCUGCCUCCACAGAGGUGAGGGUGUCAGUCAGUCGAUCACGACCGAACAGUACCAAGAACAGGCUCAAGACCUCGUAUUCAACGAGAACGUUCUCCUACAAACAUUAGGGUUCGAUGUCGCCAUUGAUCACCCACACACGCAUGUUGUUCGCACGUGUCACCUUGUCAAAGCGCCCAAAGACCUUGCCCAGACGUCGUACUUUAUGGCAUCGAACAGCCUCCAUUUGACGACGAUGUGCCUUCAAUACCGACCCACUGUGGUCGCGUGCUUCUGCAUACAUCUCGCGUCCAAGUGGAGUAAUUGGGCGAUUCCUCAGUCGAACGAAGGCCGGCACUGGUUUUCCUAUGUGGACCGGAAUGUAACCACAGAACUACUGGAGCGGCUGACCGCAGAGUUCCUGCAUAUAUUCGACAAGUGCCCAUCUAGACUGAAACGAAAGAUGAUGUCCAUGACCAACAAUAGCGGCAGUUCGCCGCACUCCAACGCUGUCCACGCGGGUAGCUCGUCGGGCGACAAGAAACACGCGCCGCCGCCGUCUAUGAGCGACGACUUCGACAAGUCCUUUGAUAAAGAAUACGAGCGCGAAAGGCGCCGGCAACCCGUCCCGGGCGGCUAUGUGCCAGCCACCACACCUGCCGCGCCAGCCGCGUCUGCCCCCCAGAAGAUAGAUUACAACCUAUACCGGGAGAGGAGAGAGGAACGGGAGAGGCGCGAGGAGAGGGACCGCAGGCAGCUCGCACAACGACCCCCCACGCAACCCAGGCCAGCCCAACCACCACCCCACCAUAGACCACCCACCCAACACCACAAACCACACCACGCCUGGCCCCACCACGCCAAACCACCACACCACGCGAAACCCCCACAUACAAACGAUCACAGACACCACAGACCGCCUGUACCCACUCCUGGCACCUCCAACCCCCCACAAAAUCUCCCCCAACAACCCACAGAACCACCUCAAAGGACGCGACCCCCUUCGUUGUUCUCUCCAGAAAACGCAACAACCCCUAUCGCAGCCGCCACCGCGCCUAGACGACCCCAAAUCCCACCCCCUCACAGACCUAAGCCAGAAAUCAGGCCGAACCCCCCUACUGCCGCCCCCGCCCCCCAAAUACCACAACCCACCCCUGUCCAACCUGAACAGAAACCUCCCAGUCCCAAAAAAAGACCGGAUCCUUCCCUCGCGUUGCGAGACUUGCAACCGCCCGCCAUUCUUUCCCCGUUCAACUCCCCUCCUUCUAAAGAACAAAAACCGAGGCAGAGAGCUCAGUCCAACUCCGAACCUGAAUUGGUGCCUGUUGUCAAAAAACUAGACGAGACUCCGGGCUACGAAAACGUCAUCAGAGACUCGCAGCGAGGCAACGCCAUCCGGACGAAGGCGCCCGAAAGAAAACCGGAGCCGACCCGAGCCAUGAACGGCAUAGAAACAGAUCCGACGUUAGUUUCGAACUUGCUCAAAGAAAGCCUGGCGAAACCCGCCCCUAUUACUGUGGCCACAGAGAAAAAGUCGCCCGAAAUCAAAAAGGAGGUCGUCGAACCGCCCGCGCCCCUCCCGCCGCCGCCGCAACCAGAAAUACCUCCCCCCGCCCCCCAAAACGUAGAAGUAGAACACAAGCCUAAGAAAGAUAAGAAAAAGAAAGACAAACACAAACACAAAGAUAAAGACAAAAGCAAAGAUAAAGAAGAGAGAAAGAAACACAAAAAGGACAAGGACAGAGAAAAGAAGAAAAGUCCCGCGCCUGUACCGGAGCCGCCGUCAGACGGGACGCUCAGGAUAACGAUACCCCGGGACAAACUGUCCCGGAGUCCGGGACUCAAGAUCAAGAUCCCGAAAGAGAGGCUGGCCGCCCCGCCGCCGCCGCCGCAGUCUUCGGGACUCAAAAUCAAGAUUUCUAAAGAAGUUCUCGAAACGUCGAGGAAGCGUAGCGGGAACGGCGAACCCGGACCGCCCCCGAAGGUGCCUCGGCAGAACGGAGCGCCCCUCCCAAAGGUGGUCGAGCCAACGGAGAAGUGACGUCAUGACGACAACAGCGGCGGUAAUAGCGUCUCGUGUGUCGACGUUCCUCCGGAUCUUACGGACCUCACUAGCAUAGUGUAAUAACGGUUUUUUUUCCACUUGUUAUUUUUUUGUUUUUUAUUCCCCCCAUCUAGUCCGGUUUUGGCUCUAAUCGACGGCCGUGUGUAUAAUUGGAUGUAUAUAUUUUAGAUAUAGAUGUCGCUGAUUUUAUUAAUAUUAAAUUAUCACGUUAGGUGUGCAAUAAAUCGGUUUAAUGUACGGUUCGCUGGAUGUCGUAAGCAAUAAAAAUUUUAGUAAUUAAUGAAUUUAAAAUUAUAAAUGUAUGUUAAGCGCUUUCGACUGAGAAUUAUAGUGCAAUGCAUUUAUGUGGAAAAUUGAGUGCAAAUCGGUGUGCAUUAGCUGAAGCCCUGUGUAGGCAUAUCAACGUGUGCACGUGCAUAAUAGUGCACGGAAUAGGUUGACAACAACUAAAACAGUGAUUUCAAACCGUGUAUCCUAGUUGUGAACAAGCUAAAAUUCUAAAAAACAAUAUAUUUUAUAUUAUUAUAGAUACAGAUAAUAAUGUAACACUGCCUACAAAAGUUAUAUGAUAUUGAAGAAUAUAAAGUAAUUAUAAAAUAAUAUUAUAUUAAGUUUUAAGUUCUCUGUGUAAUUGUCAACCUCUCCAUUGCACCUUGUAGAGAUAGAAAUGUAGUAACGCUAAAUUCAACUGAAAAAACCAAGUCAUCGAUCAUGUCAAAAUUAUUUAACCUAAAUUAUAUAACAGCCUUAAUGAUGACUUGGUUAAUAUUUGGCGUAUACAAAAGCUAUGUGUCGAAAUGACUAAGUGGGAACACGCCGGAUUGAUACAAAGCUGAUGUUAGCUUAUAAAUAUUAGAGCCAAAACCGGACUAAGGUUGUGUGAAAUCGCGGAGGCAAGGUGCAGGACGCUAGCUACUUAACAAAAGGCUACCGACGCCCUACCCUAAGGGCACACGAUUGACCAAUUUAAAACCUAGACAUAUACACAUGAUCAAGCGAUUUUUUUCUGACACUGAUCAAUUGUAUACACACGAUCAGUUUGACAAAACCAUGCUGUUCAAUUGGUCGAGUUAUUUUAUAUUUUUUAACUUGGUCAAGCGUGAGUGUUCCCUUUUAAGCGCUUGUCUAAUAAUAUAUAUAUCAAUGAUAUAUUUAAUUCAUUAUGACCACACGUAGGAUGUUUCUUGCAAGUUAUUGGUCAUUGAACAUAAUUGAACUGUCAUACGGGUCAAAUAAAAAAAAAAUAUCGAUAUAGUUUCUAGUAACAUCUUUAAGUUAGUUGUAAGAAGUUUUCAUUUAGUUUUUUAAAAUAUAUAUUUGUUCAAUAUCAACCGCUGCAAGGGACAGUCUUUAGUUGAUUUUUAUGUUUUUGGAUCGAAACCAAAUGAGAGAAUAGCAUUAAAAUAGUAUGUUAAGCUAUGUUCUGCAUUUUAUUUACUUCACGAGUACUUUUUUUAAAUUCUUCUAUAAUAAUAACUAAAAAUAUACUAAUUCCUAUACAAAACUUAACACUAUAAAAUAAUAUAAAUAUUUACACACAAUCUUCCUUGUAAAAAAUAUCCAAUUCCAGAUCCAUUAAAAUUUAGGUAAAAUAAAUUAAUAAAACAGUAUUUUAGAUCAAAAUAGAUAGACAAAACUGAACAACGAAGAAUAUAUCAUUGGUAUAUUUCCUUCACAGGCGGUGGACCAACAAUGUGUAAACAAAAAAAAACUUAAAUAGGUAAAAAAUUAAAAAUACCGUUAUUGGUUCACCCCCUACUUCAAGACUUGAUGUGGUGAGAUUGUUUUUAAGUAAUUAAUGUAAGUUAAUAUGUCGUCAGCAUAGAUUUGUUAGUUAUUUCGUCACCUGUCUUUGCUGGCUAGCCUCCCUGGCUUAAUUUAGAUAGCAUUUUGUUUCAAUUAAAUGAGUAAAAGCUUGAGACCUCGUCAAUAUUAUGGUUGAAUUUUAAUUCUGCAAAAAAUGACUUAUAAUAACUUAAUUGGUGAAAAUGUAUCCAUUUUGACCAAUUUCAAUGUGGUCCUUUUUUGCAAAAUUCAGCCGAAUGUAGAUUAAGAAUUACGAAAAACUAAGUUUCUAUAAAGUUAUGUGUUAAGACAGUUAUUUUUGUACGUUAAAAUAAAUCUUAUCUAUUUGAUAAAACCGAUUUAGUUUUUAUUAGUGAAAUUGACAAGACACAAUUGUUGAAGCGCUAUGCUUCGAGGAUGGACGGAAACAAAAAAAAACUUAGUAGUAGCAGAAGUGAUUUCAUUUUUAACACACGAUUAAGAAUUACUUUUAAUUUAGAUGUAGCUUUUCGUUAUAAUACAAGUCUGUUAUGUUCAUUAUAAGAUAGCGUAGGGUGUAUAUAUUUUGUAUAAAUGAAGGGAUAUGGUUAUUGCAUUCGUCCGCUAGCGUUCAAAGCACCGAUACAUCUGAAAUGGAAUAAGCGCUCGGUUUCGUCAUUUGCAACAUAAAAUGUGUUCUAUUUUCACUAUCAAUACGUUCUAUAAUUGCGUGUACGGAUUUGAAAUAUCUAACGUUUCAUGCUGCAAGUGACGCGUAAAGACAGGGGCUUUAUUGAAAAUUAUAGAAGCCAUUUUAGAAUUCCGCCGCCGAACAAAUAUUAUAAACUUAGUCAAUGUAUUUAUUGAAGAAACUUUGUAUAAUAACUAUAAUUGAUGCUGAUAGACGGCCACGUUUCUUAAUGAGAAAAAAAAUGUGAUAUAAUGUUUCGACUCAGGUAUGUAACGGUUGUAAACUAAUGUUGUUGUAUAUGUGUAUACGUAAUAUUUAAUUUCGGAGAUAAGCUAAAUGCAUACAAAUCGACUUAACCUAAGUUUCUCAUCUCUUAAUACAUUUGAUUCAGCUUUAAAAUCACAUGAUUAAAGUACGUGGUCUUCCGGGCAAUGUAACGAAUUAACAAAUAUUUAGGUAUUGUAGGAGACAUUAAAAAAAAGCGAUAGAAAUGUAUUUGCAAUACUUUAAUUAACCUCAAACGUUGUAUUUGCCUGAAGCCUACCAGACAAAUCGUCGAGUAAAAGUUUGAUCAAAUUAUUAUUAGAAGAGAAACCAGGUUCAGCAUUGCACGAUAUCCAUUUACAAAGCUUCAAAACCAAGCUUACUAAAAUAAGCGAUAUUGCAAUGUUGUCGUCAGAUAACCCACAAUUUUAUCCACUAGAUAGUCUAGUUACUGACGAAAACAAAUCCAAUGCAAUAAUGUAGUUAGGAAAAUUUAUAAAAUGUUAGAUAUAGUGAUUUUAAGACAAGUUUUUAGUGCUACAGAAAUUAUAAAAGCGAGUUAUUCUAAACGUUUCGCUACUGUGGAUAAAAUUGUGGUGGACAAGUAUAGAUCACGCCAAUGGGUUCUAGCAGAUGGAAAUGGAAAAUCAAAUGGCUAAACUAGUCUAUAUUACAUUAAUAUGUAUCGACCUUUUAGUCAAAUAAUACACCUUUCGAAUUUCUAUGUGCAGAAUACGCGAUCUUUUUCCUAAAUAAUAGCCUUUUGCACUGUUCUAGUAUAUCUCCUUGUUUAUCUAGACGAUGUUGUGGUUGUUAGGCGCGGCAUGGGUGAACUCUUGGUUCCAACUUUAGUUGAAUGUCCAACGUUAAAUAUAACAAUUAAUUCAUAGUUUUUAUAUUCUUUGCAUUUCCUAUUUAGUGGUUAAUCGAUUUAGACGUGAGAAACUAUAAAAUGAACUUUUUGUGUGACUUUAUAAAGAUCAUUAUGGUAUUAUACAUUAUUGGAUUUAAAACUGUAAAUUAUUUAGUGCUUUUGUUUCUAUAUUUUUUGUGUAAGAACUUUAUUUUUAAGGAUUUUAGUCAAAUAAUAGUUUUUAAGUCAUAUUUUCAUAAUUUAAAGUUCAAAAAAAUUUAAAAAGUUUCUUAGUUUACGUUACUUAUUAGGAAUACUUGAAUCAGAUUUGGCACCAUUGAGUUCGCCCAUAUGUUAGUCCAAUGGAUAGCUGGUAUAUGCGUAGACUGACAUAAUGCUUUCAACUAUCAAUUAACAACUAUUUUGACAUAAAUACGUUUAAAAAUAGUUUUUAAUGAAUAGAGUAUUCUUGAUAAGGUUAAAUUGAAGAAAUGUCCGUAAAUACACACUGCCCUGAAUGAAUAUACCGCUUUUGGCUUUAACCAUUGUGUGGUCUAAUAAAAUACAAUGUUUUAGACCUUAAGAAAAAGCGUUAAGGUUCAAAUUAAUAUAUAUAAAGGUUACUUGGGCAGUAUAUCGUGUCUUAAAUGUUCGUCUAGCAUAUUCUAAGCUAUCGAUAGUUUAUGCGUCUGUUUAUGAAUUUACUUAGAGGGUUUUUCACUAUAAAAAUAAAAAUUUAAAUAUUUAUGUAAAAAAAAAAUUCGUGUUCGUUUUGCCUCAUAAUCACUAGCUUCUAUCGGUUCACGUGAGAUAUUUAUGUUGUUUCAAUUCAAAUUAAGUACAUGGUUUAGGGGGCUAUAAUUUGAGAUUGAAUUGUGCUUUAAUAAAUCUUUAGCUAGACGGGUAAUAGAAUAUAUCGAUAAUAUUUGACGUACAUCUGUGGUAUUUUGUUGGUCGAGUACCUAGCAGACUAGUUUUAAAUGCCAAAUUUUCGCAAUUUAUUUUGACAUUUAAAUUAACGACAUAAAGUUCAAAAUGCAUUGCAGAAAUCGUCCUUAAAAAGUAGGCUGUUUUACUAGGGACUAAAGUUAGUACCACAGGUGUUGAUCAAGUUUAAACAACAAUAACGUUGUCAAUUGUUGAGAGAGAAUAUUUUAUAUUAGUAGUUUUCUUAAUCACUCAAACAAUAAUGUAGCACUUUUUGGUCUCAAAUUAUAUAAAAAUUGACAUCUAGUUAGUCGUGUUUCGUGUUCUUUAAAUUUAAAUGUUGACUUUCAAUCUAUUGAGAAAGACUCGUUUUAGGGUUGAUUGAGAAAUUAUCCUUUCUAUCUAUCUAAAAGGCAUUACUUUAUCUAAACGAAAGAACUAUCACCGAAACAUUAUUUUUUAUUUAUCGUUUGGAGUGUAAUCAACAAAAUAUUUUAAACUGUAGUUUUCAAAAGAUGAUAAACAUCGAUCUUAUAAAGACAAUUUGUCGUUUAUUUUUAUUUGUUUACAAGAACUUGAUCAAAAAUAUGUCUGUUAAGGUAAAAUAGGUAUUAUUGGAUUCAGAUUCUUAUGUAUUUUUCUCUCCUUGUUAAAAAACAAAAUUGAUUUUGAGAUGUCAUCCGUUGUCGUUGAUCUUUAUUGACGUGAAUACAAAGAAAAAAAAAAUGGCAAAAUAUGUAAUGUUUUCGUUUCGGGCGUUUUUCUGUUUUUGUAUGGUCGAUGUAUAUUAUUUCUUGACAGCUACUAUAGUAUGUAUUAUAUUGUAUUGAAAUAUAAAGCUUGUGCUCUCAUUGUAUUGUAACAUUGGCAUAUGAAAGACUGAUUAAUAAAUAUAUUAAGAACAAUA